Messenger RNA from Stegostoma tigrinum, 2554 nucleotides. It is a transcript of the gene pdia6, whose product is annotated as protein disulfide isomerase family A, member 6. Lineage: Eukaryota; Metazoa; Chordata; Chondrichthyes; Orectolobiformes; Stegostomatidae. Bases 381 to 1706 code for a protein of 441 amino acids. Gene Ontology annotation, molecular function: protein disulfide isomerase activity; protein-disulfide reductase activity. Gene Ontology annotation, cellular component: endoplasmic reticulum lumen. Gene Ontology annotation, biological process: response to endoplasmic reticulum stress. The record is from RefSeq and is a predicted model, not a curated record. The transcript has 13 exons.
AGCAACAGCCAAUGGGCGGCGGCCACGGCAGGAGCAGGAACGCGCUGUGCCGAGCGUGACCAGUAAAGCGACUAAUCAGGCUGGUCAGAAGCAGCUGUCCGAGAGAGCUAGGGGUCAACCGAUUGGCCGGAGGCAGCUGCUCAACACACUGACCACAAGCGAGAGGGGAGUUACCCGACUGGCCGGAGGCAGCUGCCCGACACACUGACCACCCGCGAGAGAGGGACUGGCUGGAGGUGCGCCCGUGAGGUAGGGACUAACCGCCGGUGCUCGCCGACUGAGACAGGGCCCAAGCUCCAGUUCGCCACCGCCUCCCUUUCUUCACCGACCAGCGCAACCGGAUCACCUAGGUGCCAACUAAGCAGCUCAGGAGCAGCGAGAUGGGGCUGCUUCGUGUGCUCGGUAUUUUUGGGUCUUUGCUGGUUACUGUUCAUGCUCUCUACUCAGCAAGUGAUGAUGUUGUAGAACUAACCCAAAGUAACUUCAACAGAGAAGUAAUCGAAAGUGAUGAACUUUGGUUGGUGGAGUUUUAUGCACCAUGGUGUGGACAUUGUCAGAAUUUGGCCCCAGAGUGGAAGAAAGCUGCAUCAGCCUUGAAGGGAAUAGUGAAGGUUGGGGCCGUGGAUGCAGACAAGCAUCAGUCUCUUGGUGGACAGUAUGGCAUUCAGGGAUUCCCAACUAUCAAGCUAUUUGGAGUAAAUAAGAAUAAACCAGAUGAUUAUAAUGGUGCCAGAUCAGCUCAAGGGAUCACAGAUGCAGCCAUUAAUUCUUUAAGGUCAAUUGUCCGAGAUAGACUCGGAGGCAAGAGCAGCUCAAGUUCUUCUGGGAGAAAGAGCAGUGACAGUGGAUCUGGUAAAAAAGAUGUGAUCGAAUUGACUGAUGACACCUUUGACAAAAAUGUAAUUGGCAGCAGUGACAUUUGGAUGGUGGAGUUCUAUGCACCAUGGUGUGGGCACUGCAAGAGGUUGGAACCUGAGUGGGCUGAGGCAGCUUCCGAGGUGACAAGUCAGACUGGUGGCAAGGUGAAAUUGGCAGCAGUGGAUGCCACAGCUAAUCAACUACUAGCCAGCCGGUAUGGGAUCCGUGGGUAUCCAACCAUUAAAGUAUUCCACAGAGAUGAAGAUGGUCCAUAUGACUAUGAUGGUGGAAGAUCAAAAAGUGAUAUUGUUGCUCGUGCUCUCGAAUUGUUUGCUGAAAAUGCACCAGCUCCAGAACUGCAUGAGAUUACUGACGAAGAGAUCCUAAAGAAGACAUGUGAUGACCAUCAACUGUGUAUUGUUGCUGUAUUGCCACAUAUUCUGGAUACAGGGGCUUCUGGGCGAAAUGAAUAUUUGGCAGUACUAAAGACUAUGGCCAACAAGUACAAAAAGAAAUUCUGGGGUUGGCUAUGGACUGAGGCAGGUGCUCAGGCAGAACUUGAAGAUUCUUUGGGUAUUGGUGGAUUUGGCUACCCAGCAAUGGCUACAAUUAAUGCCAGGAAGAUGAAAUAUGCUCUGCUGAAAGGCUCGUUUAGUGAUCAGGGCAUCAAUGAAUUUCUUAGGGAGCUAUCAGUUGGAAGAGGCUCGACAUCUCCUGUGAAAGGUGCUGCAUUCCCAAAAAUUAAUGUAGUACAACCAUGGGAUGGCAAGGAUGGUCAGAUGCCAGCAGAGGAUGACAUUGAUCUAAGCGAUGUGGAUCUUGAGGAUUAUGACAAAGAUGAGCUGUGAGCUGAUUGUCCUCCCUCUUAUUGGCAGACAGUAACCGUUGGAAGUACUGAACUUGUCAUCUGUCUGCAUUUGAGGCCUUGUGUCAUUGUUCUAGCUCACUGUAUUUCUACUGUGAUCUGUAAAUAUGUUUCACUGGGUUUUUUCUAUUUAAAGAAAAAGCAAAUUGAAUGUUGCAGUUAUGUUUUAAAUUUUCCACCUAUUUUAAGUAAAUUGAUCUAACAGACCAAACAGCCAUUUGUUAUACCUGUUUGACUCUUAAUUAUUUGAAUGGAUUCUUAUUUCUUUUGAGGGGAUGAGGUGCAGAUCUGCAAAAUGCAUUUAGACACUUCUACUUGUAUUUGAGCAAUCCUUAUUCCAAAGAAUGUAACCUGUUCUGCAUAGGACAAGUGAAAUCAUGGUGAUUACACUACUAAAUGGGAUUGAUCAUUUGGAACUUUGGAUAGUGGAAAGACACCCCCCCCCCCCCGCCCCCCCCAAGCCGAACAUGCAUUUCAAUAAAUUUGGAGGAUUCACAUAGUUGAGUCAAGAUUUUCUGGGGUGGCUACAGAGAUCAAAGACUUGACUAUGUUGAAGCUGUACACUGGAGACUCAUCGUACUUUUAACCACAGCACAAUGACAUGAUUGAUUCCUGUGACAAACAAGCUUAAUUCAGUUUCACUAAGAUGAAGAUAGUUGCAAAUGUCAGUUUAUUCUGGGUACUGUACAGAAUCUACUUUGCAAUAUUCAGUUUUGCAAUUGAUGUCUGAGUAUCAUUAUUACUUAAUACCAUGAAACAUUUUCAAUUCUGAAAGGUUUUCUUUGUAUGUUUUUUGGUCUUUUCAUUUUGUGAAUGAAGACUUCAUGAUAA